Molecule: messenger RNA, 996 nt
Organism: Recurvomyces mirabilis
Lineage: Eukaryota; Fungi; Ascomycota; Dothideomycetes; Mycosphaerellales; Teratosphaeriaceae
Gene: RPP1
Product: RNA-binding RNA processing protein rpp1
Exons: 2
Coding region: 1-996 (331 amino acids)
Biological process (GO): tRNA processing
Cellular component (GO): nucleolar ribonuclease P complex
Molecular function (GO): RNA binding
Source: RefSeq, a predicted model, not a curated record
AUGUUUUACGACCUGAACAUCCCGUAUGUCGCCAACGAUGCACAUCUACCCAGGACAUUGGCUUUUCUGAGCGAGCUGGGCUACGGUGUCGUUGCGCUCAACCAUAGCAUAGUUGGCAAGUUGCCGGCACAGAUUUCAUGCGCCAUACCUAGCCCGCUCCCACAAAAGGACAUCCCAUGCAAACUCGAGAUCCGGCGCCGCGUCACGCUGACAUUGACCGAAUCCUACCAAAAUGCUCGCCUCGCCGAGUUGGCAAAAGCCUACGACAUUCUCGCGGUCCGUCCAACCGACGAACGCACACUUCAGCUUGCCUGCAGCAGUCUAGACUGCGACAUCAUCUCCCUCGACCUCAGUCAGAGACUCGGAUACUACUUCAAGUUCAAGAUGCUCUCUGAAGCGAUCAAAAGCGGGAAGCGAUUCGAAAUAUGCUAUAGCCAAGGCCUGAUGGGUGAUAGCAGUGCACGGAGGAAUCUGAUCAGCAAUGCUACACAGUUGAUUCGCGCUAGUCGAGGACGAGGCUUGAUUAUCAGCUCCGAGGCGAAGGCGGCAGUAGGAUGUAGAGGCCCUUGGGAUGCGGUCAAUCUUGCUACUGUGUGGGGUCUGUCGCAGGAGAGAGGGUUUGAGGCUGUGAGUAAGGAGGCGAGGAGUGUGAUUGUCACGGCGCAGUUGAAAAGGACCGGGUAUAGAGGCGUUAUUGAUGUUGUUUAUGGUGGGGAGAAGCUUGAGGUUGUGGAGGAAUUGAAGCAGGGUAAGGAGGGUGGGAAGCAGGGCAAGGAGGGCGGAAAGGCGAAGCAGAAUCAGGCGGCUGUUAAUGGGCAGAAGCGCAAGGCGGAGGGAGAUGCCGAUGGCGGCGCAGAGACGGCUGGACAGCCGAUCAGCAAGCGUGAGGCGAAGAGGAGAGCGAAGAAGGCUCGCAUGGGUGGCGAGGAGACCGAUCAGGCUGCUCAAAUUCCUGCUACGGGAGCUGUGCCUGCCAAAAAUGGCGAGCACGGGUGA